AUGGCCUCUCUGCCGACGGCGCAGGACCCCUUGGCUCCUGACUUGCCUUCCGGACUGCCCCCAGCAGCGGCCUCAGCUCCGGGGGGCAACCAGAGCGCCGCAGAGGCCCCGGUGGGCAACGGGUCAGCCGCCGGCGCCGGCGCCCCGGCCGCCACGCCGUUCCAGAGCCUGCAGCUGGUGCACCAGCUCAAGGGGCUGAUCGUGCUGCUUUACAGCCUCGUGGUGGUCGUGGGGCUGGCGGGCAACUGCCUGCUGGUGCUGGUGAUCGCGCGGGUGCGCCGGCUGCACAACGUGACCAACUUCCUCAUCGGCAACCUGGCGCUGUCCGACGUGCUUAUGUGCGCCGCCUGCGUGCCGCUCACGCUGGCCUACGCCUUCGAGCCGCGCGGCUGGGUGUUCGGCGGCGGCCUGUGCCACCUGGUCUUCUUCCUGCAGCCCGUCACGGUCUACGUGUCCGUGUUCACGCUCACCACCAUCGCCGUGGACCGCUACGUCGUGCUGGUGCACCCGCUCCGCCGCCGCAUCUCGCUGCGCGUCAGCGCCGGCGCGGUGCUGGCCAUCUGGGCGCUGUCCGCGGUGCUGGCGGUGCCCGCGGCGCUGCACACCUACCACGUGGAGCUGCCGCCGCACCGCGUGCGCCUCUGCGAGGAGUUCUGGGGCUCCCGGGAGCGCCAGCGCCAGCUCUACGCCUGGGGGCUGCUGCUCGUCACCUACCUGCUGCCCCUGCUGGUCAUCCUCCUGUCCUACGCGCGGGUGUCCGUGAAGCUCCGCAACCGCGUGGUGCCGGGCUGCGUGACCCAGAGCCAGGCCGACUGGGACCGCGCGCGGCGCCGCCGCACCUUCCGCCUCCUGGUGGUGGUGGUGGUGGUGUUCGCCGUCUGCUGGCUGCCGCUGCACGUCUUCAACCUGCUGCGCGACCUCGACCCCCGCGCCAUCGACCCGGACGCCUUCGGGCUGGUGCAGCUGCUCUGCCACUGGCUCGCCAUGAGCUCCGUUUGCUACAACCCCUUCAUCUACGCCUGGCUGCACGACAGCUUCCGCGAGGAGCUGCGCAAGAUGCUGCUGGCCUGGCCGCGCAAGAUCGCGCCGCAAGGCCAGAGCAUGACCGUCAGCGUGGUCAUCUGA
Pipistrellus nathusii (Nathusius's pipistrelle) is the source of this 1125-nucleotide messenger RNA. The record is from the annotation of a GenBank genome assembly. NCBI's taxonomy places the organism in Eukaryota, Metazoa, Chordata, Mammalia, Chiroptera, Vespertilionidae.